Pneumocystis jirovecii RU7 is the source of this 1740-nucleotide messenger RNA. RefSeq names its product serine/threonine-protein kinase CBK1. The coding region runs from base 34 to 1521 and encodes 495 amino acids. Gene Ontology annotation, molecular function: ATP binding; protein serine/threonine kinase activity. Gene Ontology annotation, biological process: intracellular signal transduction; peptidyl-serine phosphorylation. The transcript has 6 exons. The record is from RefSeq and is a predicted model, not a curated record. NCBI's taxonomy places the organism in Eukaryota, Fungi, Ascomycota, Pneumocystomycetes, Pneumocystales, Pneumocystaceae.
UAUUUAUGAUAGAGUUUUAAUCUAGAAAAAAAGAUGACAAUUUUUCAACAAAAAGGAACAGAUUAUACAACUACUAAUAACGAGAUGGUUCAGACAUCAUCAACACUGUCUAGUGAUCCAGUUUAUUUUGUACGCGAUCCAUCUAGUUUUAAAAAAACAACACAUGAAAGAGCUGCCUCAGUAAAAUUGAAACUAGAACAUCUCUAUAAGGUUGCAGUUGAGCAGACAGUAGAAAGAAAUCAACGAAGAAUUGAUUUUGAGGCAAAAUUGGCAAAGGACCGCGGUUCAGAAGAAAGGAAAAGACGUCAACUUAAUUCUUUAGGACAAAAAGAGUCCCAAUUUCUUCGAUUAAGACGUACACGGUUAUCUCUGAACGAUUUUCAUACUGUUAAGGUAAUCGGUAAGGGUGCAUUUGGAGAGGUAAGGUUGGUGCAAAAAAUAGAUACAGGGAAAAUUUAUGCAAUGAAAACAUUACUCAAAUCAGAAAUGUUCAAAAAAGACCAACUAGCACAUGUCAAAGCGGAAAGGGACGUUUUAGCAGAAUCAGAUUCUCCAUGGGUUGUAUCACUUUACUAUUCUUUUCAGGAUUCACAGUAUUUAUAUUUAAUUAUGGAAUUUCUACCAGGAGGAGAUUUAAUGACUAUGCUAAUCAAAUAUGAUACUUUUUCAGAAGAUGUAACCCGUUUCUACAUUGCGGAAUGCAUUUUAGCAAUAGAAGCAGUUCAUAAGCUUGGCUUUAUUCAUCGUGAUAUAAAACCCGAUAAUAUUUUGAUUGAUAAGACCGGGCAUAUUAAACUAUCUGAUUUUGGUCUUUCUAUGGGAUUUCAUAAAACACACGAUAAUGCUUAUUAUCAGCGACUUUUUGAAAAUAAAAAUACAUCUACACCGACAGAGAAUUCUGUCAUGGUAGAUGCAAUUUUUCUAACAAUGUCUUCUAAAGAUAAAAUUGCAACAUGGAAAAAAAAUAGAAGAAUCAUGGCAUAUAGUACUGUAGGCACACCAGAUUACAUUGCACCAGAAAUUUUUACACAGCAUGGAUAUGGACAAGAAUGCGACUGGUGGAGUCUUGGGGCAAUUAUGUUUGAAUGUCUUAUUGGAUGGCCUCCAUUUUGUAGCGAAUAUGCACACGAAACAUAUAGAAAAAUCAUAAAUUGGAAAGAACAUCUCUAUUUUCCAGAAGAUCUGCAUCUUAGUGCAGAAGCAGAAGACUUAAUUAAAAAAUUAUUAACAUCAGCAGACCAGCGUUUAGGUAGACAUGGUGCAAAUGAUAUAAAAUCCCAUCCUUUCUUUCGCGGAGUAGAUUGGAAUACAAUACGGGAAAUAAAUGCACCCUUUGUUCCACAACUCAAAAGUAUUACAGAUACAAGUUAUUUCGAAGAAAUUGAUAGCGUCCCUGAUAUUCCUAUGAAUUCAAAACCUACCUUUCAAAAUAAAAUACCUUCUGAUAUUGAUCAAAAUUUAGCAUUUGUAGGAUACACAUAUAAACGAUUUGACAUGAUGACACGGAAAGGUGCUUUAUGAAUGUCUAACCUGCAAUAUUACAAAUAAUUUUUAAUCUUUUUUAAAUCACACAUUCUAUUCUUAAGGUAUUAACAAUAGUAAAAUUUUGAUUCAGAAUGUUUUUACUAAUCACAUACUUAAAAAUUAAAUAACACUUCUAAAACUUCAAAAGUUUUCGACAACCUGUCUAAACUUACAUAACUCCAGAAUAAUACCCGUCUUUGUAUAUUUUAUAUCUAU